CCGGACCGGCCGCUGCAGUCGCAGCCGGCGCCGAUCCCUCCGCCGAGUCAGCCGCCGGUGCCGGGCGCCCCGCCGUCCGGCGCCGCCCAGCACCCGGUGGGCGGCGACCUGAGCCUGAACCUGCGGCCCGGCUCCAGGACCACCAGUGCGCCCUCUUCUCCGGCCAAGACGCGCGAGAGCCUCUUGCAGAGGGUCCAGAGUUUGACCGGGGCCGCGCGCGACCAGGGGGCGUCCAUCCUGGGAGCGGCGGUGUCCGGCGCCACCCGUGGACCCUCCUUCGCCAAGGAUCGCUGCUUCACCUUGCUGGUGAUCGAUGACCAGAACACCGACUGGAGCAAGUACUACCGCGGAAGGAGGCUUCACGGAGACUUUGAAAUUCGAGUGGAACAGGCGGAGUUUCGCGAGUUAUCUCUGACGGCGAGCGAGGCCGGCACCGUCGUAUCCAUGGCCGUUUAUCGCAACGGAACCAAAGUCAUUCGAUCCUUCAAGCCGGAUUUCGUCCUGAUUCGUCAAAAUCUGAGGGAUGCCGGAGAGGACUAUAAGAAUCUCCUGCUCGGUCUGAUGUACGGUGGUAUUCCAAGCGUGAACAAUCUUACGGCCAUCUACAACUUCCAGGAUAAACCGUGGGUCUUCGCUCAUCUGCUGGGUCUUCAACGCCGCCUGGGCAGAGAAGCCUUCCCGCUCAUCGAGCAGACCUACUAUCCCAACUAUCGCGAAAUGGUGAACGCCUCUCGUUAUCCGGUAGUUGUGAAGCUAGGACACGCUCACGGAGGUAUCGGAAAGGCUCGUGCCGAGAGCAGUCAGGAAUUUCUGGAUUUGGCUUCUUUGGCAGCACUGACGAACACCUAUUGCACCGCAGAGUCUUAUGUGGACACCAAAUAUGACGUUCACGUGCAAAAAAUUGGCAACAAUUACAAGGCUUUUAUGCGCAAGAGUAUCAGCGGAAAUUGGAAGUCCAACACUGGAUCGGCAAUGUUGGAACAACUUGCCGUUACCGAAAGACAUCGUUCAUGGGUGGACCAUGUCGCCCAAUUAUUUGGUGGGUUGGAUAUCUGUGCGAUCGAGCUCUUGGUUGGUAAAGAUGGCCGGGAAUAUAUCAUCGAGGUCAACGAUAGUGCCCUCUCGUUAAUGGGUGAUUCUCAAGAAGAAGAUCGACGUCAUAUUGCCGACCUGGUGACUGCUAAAAUGCAGGUGUAUUGCCGCCCACAGAGUGUUUUAACAAAAACCGCCUCCAGAGGUUCGAUGUCCAGUUCCAGCCAGGUAACGAGUCCAGCGGAAGAACGCACGCCAGUCGCAACGGCACAGAUGGGCUCCCAUAGUAGCAUGAGCUCGGUUGGGAGUAUGGCCAGCAUGGGCUCGACGUCCGUAAGCUCGACGAUGGCUAUCGCGGGUGAAGUCGCCACUUCGGACAGCCACCACCAGUUACAACGACGCGAUUCUCAAGCAUCACAGUCGAGCACCGUGAGCAGUGCACCUUCCGUAGGUCGACGUCCCGAGGAGCCGCCGGUGUCCAGAGUGCCGUUUCAUCGACAAGGCAGCCAAUCGCAGGCUCAAGGUGAAGACAGUGAGGACACGAUGAAGAAUUUGAGGAAAACAUUCGCCGGUAUUUUUGGCGAUAUGUAA
Messenger RNA from Orussus abietinus, 1623 nucleotides. It is a transcript of the gene Syn, whose product is annotated as synapsin. The record is from RefSeq and is a predicted model, not a curated record. Gene Ontology annotation, biological process: neurotransmitter secretion. Gene Ontology annotation, molecular function: ATP binding; metal ion binding. The annotation marks the transcript as partial. Gene Ontology annotation, cellular component: synaptic vesicle membrane; synaptic vesicle. The transcript has 8 exons. Lineage: Eukaryota; Metazoa; Arthropoda; Insecta; Hymenoptera; Orussidae.